GCGCCCGACAUUGAAGCUGAAAAAAAGGAGUGGGAAUUGUUGCAGAGAUACUUUGAUCGCGACUCAAUUAGAUCAUGUCCUCCAUCGAAGAUAACGAACUUCCUAAAGCCAACGUGGCAAGAGUGCUGAAACAUGCCCUUCCCUCCGGAACCGCCUUACAAAAAGAUGCCAAAUUAGCCGUGAGUAAAGCGUCGACCGUCUUUAUCAACUAUUUAAGCGCAGUGGCGAACGAUCUCGCCAAAAGUGCCAAUCAUAAAACCAUUUGUGCUGCUGAUGUGUUUAAAGCCAUGGAGGUCUUGGAACUUGAUCACCUGAUCCCGCCGUUGAAGGAAUCAUUUACUGCAUUCCAGCAACUGCAAAAAGAAAAGAAACAGAGCAAAAAGCUUAAAAAAUCCGAAGACGCAGCCAAGGAAGGAGGGGAUGAUACUCGCACGGAUCAACCCGAUCAGGAAGGUUCAACUUCCAUAGGACAGAAGCGUCCCAUUGAUGAUGAUGAUGAAGAGCUCGGCGAUCAUAAAAAGGCAAAGCAAGACGAGGAUGAGGAGGAGGAUGAAGACGUUGAUGAAGAGGAUGAAGUGGAAGAAGAUGAAAAUGAUAAUGAUAAUGAUAAUGAUGAUGAUAAUGAUAAUGAGGAUGAGGAUGCCGACGAGGAAGACGGGGACAAAAUGAUGGAAGAUGCACCUGACAAUGACGUUGAAUAAGUAUCCCACAGCGACGGGCCAAGGAACAAGAUACUUCAUGUACCAAAGAAUCAAUAGAUCAAAUCACAUACGACAUCACCUUUUUCGCUUCAUUUAUCCUGCAUUUCUCUCUUUGGCUCGAUUUCCUUUAUAUUCCUUCGCUAUUGAUAUGGCUGCUGUUUUUAUUUUCUUCCAUAUGUUUCUUUUUCCAUUCUUUAACGCAUUAUGCAAGUUGACCUUUUUUCUUUUGCUACAAAUACACAACAUAUUCUACUUUUUUCAAGGUUCAAAAGUUGUAUCGCUUGAGUCGACCGACACAGAAAAUGACGGUGCUUAUUAAUGUCAGCAAGGCAGCGACACGGAACAACCAAACUGAACCACAGUAUUCGAG
Radiomyces spectabilis is the source of this 1071-nucleotide messenger RNA. Its product is annotated as histone-fold-containing protein. The coding region runs from base 75 to 701 and encodes 208 amino acids. Gene Ontology annotation, cellular component: CHRAC; epsilon DNA polymerase complex. Gene Ontology annotation, molecular function: chromatin DNA binding; protein heterodimerization activity. The transcript has 4 exons. The record is from RefSeq and is a predicted model, not a curated record. Lineage: Eukaryota; Fungi; Mucoromycota; Mucoromycetes; Mucorales; Radiomycetaceae. Gene Ontology annotation, biological process: leading strand elongation; heterochromatin formation; DNA damage response.